Ipomoea triloba (trilobed morning glory) is the source of this 2356-nucleotide messenger RNA. Its product is annotated as receptor-like protein Cf-9 homolog. Gene Ontology annotation, molecular function: protein binding. Bases 95 to 1720 code for a protein of 541 amino acids. The transcript is spliced from 2 exons. NCBI's taxonomy places the organism in Eukaryota, Viridiplantae, Streptophyta, Magnoliopsida, Solanales, Convolvulaceae. The record is from RefSeq and is a predicted model, not a curated record.
UAAAAAUCUUCAAAUCUUGUAUAUUUUGGAUAAUGAAUUCAAUUCAAGUAUUCCUUUUGAGCUUGGUCGUUGCACUAAUCUCACUCACUUAGAUAUGAGUUCAAAUUCACUCUCUGGAGCAUUGCCUUUGUCACUGUCAUCUUUGACAAAGUUGUCUAAGUUGUAUUUAUCGGAUAAUUUUCUUUCUGGUAAUAUUUCACCAAAUUUUUUGUCCAAUUGGACCAAGCUAACAUCUUUGAUCCUUCAGAACAAUUCAUUCAACGGGUGUAUUCCAUCAGAAAUUGGCUUGCUAACCAAUCUUGAACACCUUUGCUUGGAUACAAAUCAAUUUUCUGGAAACAUUCCAACUCAAAUAGGAAACUUGCAGAAUUUAGUUUACUUGGAUUUAUCUAAAAACAACUUUUAUGGUUCAAUACCUCAAACAAUUGAAAACCUCACAAGCCUCUCAAUCUUAUUCCUUUCUACAAACAAUCUCACUGGAACACUUUUGUCUGAGAAUGAGAAUCUAACACCAACACUUAUCUCUUCCACCAUUUGCAAUAUACAUUCUCUCAAAAUUUUGGUUUUGGCAAACAAUUCAUUAUCUGGGCUAAUACCUCAAUGUUUAGGGAACCUCAGUCUCUCUGUGUUAGAUUUGCAUGGGAAUCAAUUUCAUGGGACAAUCCCAACAAGUUUUAAGGUGGGCAACCCUUUGAACAGACUUAAUUUGCGUGAAAAUCAAUUAGAGGGAACAUUGCCACGAUCUUUAAUCAAUUGUAAAGAGUUGGAAGUUCUUGAUCUUGGACACAACAACUUGAAUGGUACGUUUCCAAUGUGGUUAGGAGUUCUUCCAAAUCUAAAGGUUCUGAGCUUGAGAUUUAACAAGUUGAACGGUUCGAUAGCAAGCACAAGUAUCAAAGGAUACAUGUUUCCUCAACUUCGUGUCUUUGACAUCUCUUAUAAUGAAUUCAUAGGAGAUUUGCCUACAAUGCUUUUUAAGAUUUUUAAAGCAAUGGCAAAUAAAGAUGAAGAUAGAAUACCACAAGGACAAAUGUACCUAAAGCAGAACAACAUCUAUUACCAAGAUUCAUUAGUGAUAGGAAUGAAAGGACAAGAGCGUGAAAUGGUUAAAAUACUAAUCAUGUUUGCUGCUAUUGAUCUUUCAUGCAACAAAUUUGAAGGCCGUAUUCCAAAUAGCAUCGGAGAUCUUCUUGCACUACGUGAAUUAAAUUUAUCAAGUAACAUGUUCACCGGCCACAUCCCAACCUCUCUUGGAAAUUUAUCAGUGCUCGAAUCCUUAGACCUUUCUUCAAAUCAAAUUGGCGGAGCAAUCCCUGGGCAAUUGACAAGUAUUUCGUCUCUUGAAGUGUUGAACCUCUCACAUAAUAAGCUUGUGGGAUGCAUACCUCAAGGCCAACAAUUCAAUACAUUCGAAGCAAAUUCAUAUCAAGGGAAUGAUGGAUUGAAAGGAAAACCUUUGUCACGAGGUUGUGAGAAUGGCAAGACCCCGCAACUUCCUGCAUCAAAGGAGCUCCACCAAGAAGACGAUUCGAGCUUUUUAAGCGGAUUCACAAUAAAAGCUGUGGCAAUAGGGUAUGGUUGUGGUAUCCUUUUUGGAUUGUUCAUGGGAAGUCUCAUACUCAUAACUGGAAAGCCAAAAUUCAUUACAAAGUUUGUUGAAGAAGAAGCAUACAAACUAGUAAUGAAGGUCAAACGAAGAAGAUCAAAGAAGAAAAACUAGGUUUGCAUGCCAAUGGUUUUCUUCUUUUGCCGUCUCCACAAUCCAACUGCAUUCUUCUCCCUUGUGUGUUGCGCCUUUCUCCAGUCGGCAGAAACCAGAGGGCCACCGGUCAGAGGUGGCGUCACUAUCGAGCAGAGAGGAUCGCCGGGCAGAGGCGGCGUUGCUGUCCAUCAGAAACCAGAGGGCCGAGGCGGCGUCGGCAGAUCAGGAGAGGCGGAAGCAGUCGGAAGAUCAAGAUCGGCGUCGGCGGCGUCGGCAUAUCGUGGACUCUCGGCGGAGGCUGUGUCGGCGUUGUGGACUCGCGGCGGAGGCGGAUGCGGAGGCGGCGGAGCGAGUUGCAAACAGUUGGCAGCGAGCAGAGGAGGAAGAAGAAAUCAAGGGUAAAAUAGUCUUCACAAUUCAAUUUUUCUCCCCAAAAGCACUGGAAAACAAAAUACCAGGGUGUAGCUCGGAUUUUGUUUUCCUCCAAAAUGAAGAAUUGUAGUUGCAAUGGAAAACAAGUUCUGAUGAACCAAACAUCAGAAAUUUGCAAUUUUGGAACCUACUUCCCGUGGAAGUGCACUUCCUACCAACCAAACAUGGCCUUAAUAUCAAGUAUUCUGUAGUGAAGUGAAUAAAUUAAGACAUUAGUUAGUA